AUGCCUCCCAAAGGCGACAAAUAUUCGGUCAUCCUACCUACCUACAAUGAACGACAAAACUUACCAGUCCUGGUGCAGAUGCUGUCCGAUGUCUUUACAAGAGAAAAAAUAAAUUGGGAAGUCAUUGUGGUGGACGACGCGUCGCCCGACGGCACUCUCGAACGAGCCAAAGAACUACAGAAAUCCUUCGGGGCGGACCACAUCGUUCUGAAACCCCGCGCAGGGAAACUCGGUCUUGGUACAGCCUAUGUUCAUGGGCUGCAGUUCGUCACGGGGAACUACGUGAUCAUCAUGGAUGCGGAUUUCUCACACCAUCCCAAGUUCAUCCCGGAAUUUAUCAAGGUUCAGAAGCAAACCAACUCGGACAUCGUUACAGGCACAAGAUACAGGAGCAGGCCAGGCUUGAUUGGUGGCGUGUAUGGCUGGGAUGCGAAGCGGAAACUCACGAGCUGUGGUGCCAACAUCCUGGCCGAUUUCCUGCUGAACCCUGGUGUCAGCGACUUGACGGGCUCGUUCCGGCUAUACAAGAAAGAGGCACUGGUCAAGGUGAUUGAGACCACGGAAUCCAAGGGUUACACGUUCCAGAUGGAAAUGAUGGUGCGGGCCAAGGCUAUGGGAAUGAAGGUCGAGGAAGUUCCUAUCACCUUUGUCGAUCGGUUGUACGGUGAGAGCAAACUAGGGGGUGAAGAAAUUGUCGAAUACCUGAAGGGUCUGGUAUGGCUGUGGUGGUCGGUGUAA
Exophiala bonariae is the source of this 738-nucleotide messenger RNA. RefSeq names its product dolichol-P-mannose synthesis (gene DPM1). Gene Ontology annotation, cellular component: endoplasmic reticulum membrane. Gene Ontology annotation, biological process: dolichol-linked oligosaccharide biosynthetic process; protein O-linked glycosylation via mannose; GPI anchor biosynthetic process. The record is from RefSeq and is a predicted model, not a curated record. Bases 1 to 738 code for a protein of 245 amino acids. The transcript is spliced from 2 exons. Gene Ontology annotation, molecular function: dolichyl-phosphate beta-D-mannosyltransferase activity. Lineage: Eukaryota; Fungi; Ascomycota; Eurotiomycetes; Chaetothyriales; Herpotrichiellaceae.